AUGCGAUCGCAGAGCGUUGCGGGCGACGCUGGCGACGAGUAUGAGAAGUUCAAUCAACUCGUCAUUGAGGAUCCUGAUGAUUUCGAUGCCUGGGAAGGUCUCAUUCGCUCCCUCGAGUCCACGGAAGGCGGCAUCGGUCGUAACUCCUCCCAAGACGCCAUCCACGCCUGGCGCACCACAUACGACCGCUUCCUGGCCCGCUUCCCGCUCCUCUUCGGUUACUGGAGAAAAUACGCAGAGACAUCAUUCACGAUCGCCGGUACCGAAGCGGCUGAGAUGGUUUAUGAGAGAGGUGUUGCGUCGUGUCCGGCGAGUGUUGAUUUGUGGGCGAGUUACUGUGGGUUUAAGGCGGAUACGAGUCAUUUGCAGGAGGAUGUCAGAGAAUUGUUUGAACGCGCGGCAAACACCGUCGGUCUCGACUUCCUCGCCCACCCCUUCUGGGACAAAUACAUCGAACUCGAAGAGCGCAACGAGCGUCCGGAUCUCAUCUUCAAGAUCCUUGACAGAGUCAUUCAUAUCCCAAUGCACCAAUACGCACGAUACUUCCAAAGAUACACAGCUAUGGCAGCUACUCGACCUCUCCACGAGCUCGUCGAUGCGGAUGUGAUCGAAACUUUCCGAAAUGAUGUUCUGAAUGAGCCUGUGCAGGCUGUCCAGGCUGGGUCUCAACAGAUCAAGAUGCAGCGCGGAGAAGCUGAGAUUGAACGCGAGAUUCGUGUGAGAAUCGCGGAUCUUCACAAGGAGAUCUGUCAUAAGACACAAACGGAGACCGCGAAGCGAUGGACGUACGAGGCAGAGGUCAAGAGACCGUACUUCCACGUAAAGCCGUUGGACGAGCUACAACUCGUCAACUGGAGGAAGUAUCUACAUUUCGAGGAGACGGAGGGUGAUUUCAAGAGAAUCGUGUUCUUGUAUGAGCGGUGUCUCACAACAUGUGCCCUCUACGACGAAUUCUGGUACCGCUAUGCACGAUGGAUGGCAGCUCAAUCCGGAAAAGCGGAAGACGUCCGCAUCAUCUACCAACGCGGUGCAGCGACAUUCGUCCCCAUUGGCCGCCCCGGGUUUCGAAUUCAAUUCGCGCAUUGGAUGGAGAGUCGGGGGGAGGUGGAGUAUGCGAGAGCGAUCUUUGAGGCUGUGGUGGAGAGUUUGCCGGGUAAUGUGGAGACGGUUGUUGCGUGGGCGAAUAUGGAACGGAGGGCUACACCUGGGGAUGUGGAGGGUGCGGUGAAGGUUUAUAGGGAUGCGAUUCAUAACGAUGUGACGGAUAUUUAUGCCAAGGGUGCGCUGUCUGCUGAGUGGGCGAGGUUGUUGUGGAAGGUUAUGGGCAGUGCCGAGGAGGCGCGCGAACUCUUCUCAGCAAAUGCGGACAAGUAUCUCGAUUCGAAGUACUUCUGGAUCAACUACCUCCAAUUCGAGCUCGACCAACCAGCCUCCGAAGAACAACACACACGAAUCACCACCGUCAUCGGCCAAAUCCGUACAAAAACCCACCUUCCUCUCCCUGUCAUUAAAGACCUCACCCACACCUACAUGGUCUACCUCCUCGAAGCCGCACCCUCCGCCAACAUGGCCGAGUACACCCGUCUCGAUAUCGAAGUGAACGGUCCCUUUUCUGUACAACUCGAGAAUAAGAAGAGGCUUCGGGAGGAUGGUGAUGUAGAGAUGGUUGAGAGGAGGUUGAUAGCGGAGAAUGGGCAUCCUGGGGUUGAGGUUGAUGAGAGUAGGGUUGCGAGGGGGGAGAGUGUUUAUGAGAGAUAUUAUCGGGAGCAGGGGGAGAAGGUGCCGCCGACGGAGCAGAGUGGGGCGGCUCCCAGAGCAUACUAA
Messenger RNA from Saitoella complicata NRRL Y-17804, 1824 nucleotides. RefSeq lists its product as uncharacterized. The record is from RefSeq and is a predicted model, not a curated record. Gene Ontology annotation, cellular component: U1 snRNP; commitment complex; U2-type prespliceosome. The transcript has 3 exons. Gene Ontology annotation, biological process: RNA processing; mRNA 5'-splice site recognition. Gene Ontology annotation, molecular function: protein binding. NCBI's taxonomy places the organism in Eukaryota, Fungi, Ascomycota, Saitoellomycetes, Saitoellales, Saitoellaceae. Bases 1 to 1824 code for a protein of 607 amino acids.